Molecule: messenger RNA, 1107 nt
Organism: Nicotiana tabacum (common tobacco)
Lineage: Eukaryota; Viridiplantae; Streptophyta; Magnoliopsida; Solanales; Solanaceae
Product: NAC domain-containing protein 104
Biological process (GO): system development; regulation of DNA-templated transcription
Molecular function (GO): DNA binding
Source: RefSeq, a predicted model, not a curated record
GCCUUGGAGCAGAGAGCCGCCAGCCAAAUCGACUAUUUAUCCUUUAAAUAUCUCAUCAAAUGAAAAAGCAUAGCAAAACCUUCUUUGAAGCAAAACACACACAGAAUUGGGAAGUGAAAGUAUGUUGGUGGUGGUGUUGAUGAUCUACCUUCUUUCUCACGUCAAUUCUCUCUCUAUCUCUCUCCUUCAUUUCUUUCUCUAUAAAUAACCUUCCUCUAAAUCUUUUACACCAUUACUUUGUCCUCUCCUUCUCUACUAAUCUCCUGCAUUAAUUUUCCAUCACUAUAUAUACCUGUUGUAUUCUUCCUCCUCCAUCAGCUUUUAUAUAACAUUGAUAUAUUAUGGGGGAUAAUAAUGUGAACCUACCACCUGGAUUUCGAUUCUACCCAACAGAUGAAGAACUAGUUGUCCAUUUUCUCCAUCGCAAGGCUGCUCUUUUACCUUGCCAUCCUGAUGUCAUUCCUGAUCUUGAUCUUUACCCUUAUGAUCCUUGGGACUUGGAUGGAAAAGCAAUGGCAGAAGGCAACAAAUGGUAUUUCUAUAGUCGGAGAACACAGAGUAGAAUCACUGGAAAUGGAUACUGGAAAUCAUUAGGACUUGACGAACCAAUAUUCUCAAGUUCCAGUGAAAAUAAAGUCGGCAUGAAAAAAUACUAUGCUUUUUACAUUGGAGAGCAACCUGAAGGUGUCAAAACCAAUUGGGUAAUGCAAGAAUUUAGUCUUUCUGAUUCUUCUAAUUCUUCUUCUGGAACUAGUCGUUCAUCUUCUAGAAGAAGAAGCCGCUCCAAAAUUGACUAUAGUAAAUGGGUAAUUUGUCGAGUACACGAACGCAACUGUGAUAAUGACGACGAUGAUGGCACAGAGCUUUCAUGUUUGGAUGAAGUUUUCCUAUCACUAGAUGAUCUUGAUGAGAUUAGUUUGCCUCAUUAAUUAGCUAUUUCUUAAUUGUAAUCCACUCGAUUAAUUAGAUCCAAUAAGCUAGGAUCUAAUUAACCUCGGCUUUAUUUUAAUCUUCUAUUUUAGUUUAUAGCACUUAACAAUUUAUAUUUGCUACGUUCAUAGUAAAUGAAAAACAGUGUGACAAUUCAAAAUCAAUAUGCAUUAUCGA